This is a messenger RNA of Sebastes umbrosus (honeycomb rockfish), 3974 nucleotides long. It is a transcript of the gene trak2, whose product is annotated as trafficking protein, kinesin binding 2. Gene Ontology annotation, molecular function: GABA receptor binding. The coding region runs from base 261 to 3377 and encodes 1038 amino acids. Lineage: Eukaryota; Metazoa; Chordata; Actinopteri; Perciformes; Sebastidae. Gene Ontology annotation, cellular component: dendrite. The record is from RefSeq and is a predicted model, not a curated record. The transcript is spliced from 15 exons. Gene Ontology annotation, biological process: neurogenesis; anterograde axonal transport of mitochondrion.
CACACUGAUGACUCGUGUUUUGUCGUCUCCUCCCUUCCGCUCCAUUGUUCCUGGUUGCUGGUUGUCGGAUGUAACAGACUCCGUAUGUAACACUGGGAUCGCAGAUGUUGAGGAAUAACUCUGACAUAACGUAAAGGUGUGCGCGGGCACCCCCGCCAUCAGUGCAAGAACAGGAUGUGAUGUCACAGCGAUAGCACGGCUCCCGUAUUCUGUCUGGCUUUGUGUUUACGAGCGGGGAGACCCCUCCUCCUGCUCCAAGCAUGUUUGAAGUCAAACCCCGGGCGGUGGAGAAGAAGGAGUCGAGCACCGAGACAGAUGAGGGGCUGGGUAGCAGCGGGAAGCGGUACGGCUCGCAGGGCUCCGGUUCGGCCGACUCCGGCUCCGUCUACCUGUCUGACAGCCAGGACUGGGCGAUCUCCCCGAGCUGCUCUCCAGACGAAUGUCCCCCCAGCCAGCACAGCGCCAUCUCCCCCAUGCUGGCCGAGGAGACCUUCCGCUACAUGAUCCUCAGUGGCGACCGCGUGGAGCAGAUGACCAAGACUUACAAUGACAUCGAAGUGGUCUCACACCUUUUGGCGGAGCGGGACAGGGACUUGGAGCUGGCGGCUCGGAUCGGACAGUCACUCCUACAGAGGAACCACCUGCUGCAGGAACGCAACGAGGCCUUGGAGGAGCAGCUGGCGCAGGCCCUGGACCAGGUUCACCAGGUGGAGCACGAUCUCAGCAAGAAGGACGAGCUGCUGCGGAUGGUGGCCAGCGCCUCGGAGGAGAGCGAGACCGACUCCAGCGUGUCCACGCCGCUGCGGCAGACUCGGCCGCCGGGGGGAACCACCGCCGCCGCAGCGCUCAGCCAGCUGGAGUCUCUGCAGGGCAAGCUGCAGGACCUGGAGGAGGAGAACCUGUCCCUGAGGUCUGAGGCGUGUCAACUGAAGACCGACACCAUCACCUACGAGGAGAAGGAGCAGCAGCUAGUGAUCGACUGUGUCAAAGAGCUCCGUGAGUCCAACAGCCAGAUGGUGUCUCUGACGGACGAACUGUCCCAGAAGAACGAGGAGCUGCUCCGACACCAGGAGGAGAUCGCUCAGCUGCUCUCCCAGAUAGUAGAGCUGCAGCACCGCAUCAAGGAGCUGGCUCUGGAGAAAGAGGAGCUGAGGAUCCACCUGCAGGCGUCUAAAGACGCUCAGAAACAGCUCACAGCUGAGCUGGACGAUAUGGCGGACAGGAAUGCGGAGUGUGUAGAGAUGCUCCAUGAAUCCCAGGAGGAGAUGAGGGACCUUCGUAAUAAGAACACUCCCUCUGCUGGGAUGAGACGGCAAUUUUCCUACGGCCUCUACCCCAUGGACUCCCUGGCAGCGGAGAUCGAGUGCACCAUGAGGAGAGAGCUGAGUGUAGAGGAGGAGACCGCCUCCGUGGACCAAAGAGCAUCCCAGAAGCGAGUCUUCCAAACCGUCCGCUCCAUCAACGCCUCGGCGUCGCGUCCCGCUUCGGCGACCCCUCCUAUCCCCGGCUCAGGACAGAGCUCUCUGGUGAUGACCUCGCAGCCCUUCCAGUCCACUCAGGGGUACGUUACCAACGUUCCCGUCUUGCGUUUGAACUCGAGGAUGACGUUUGUUGCCGUUCAGCUCAAUAAAUGUGUUCGUCUUUGCAGGGAGGAGGUGCGAAUAGGCCAGCCCGGCUGUCCGGGAGGAAACGACCUCACCAGGGCCCUCCACCGGCUGUCGCUGCGACGACAGAACUUCCUGUGCGAGCGUCAGUUCUUCAAGGCGGAGCGCGAGAAGAAGCUGCAGGCCAUGGCGGGGGCGGAGGGGGACGGAGAGAGCAGCGGCUGCGGCUCGCCGAUGGGCAGCGUUAUGUCGUCGUUCUCCAACCUGUCGGAGCUCUCCUUCGGCUCCAGCGUCUUCAGGACCUUCCUGCCUGAGAAGCUUCAGAUCGUCAAGCCCAUGGAAGGCUCGCUGACGCUCCAUCACUGGCAGCAGCUGGCCCAACCACACCUGGCCACCAUCCUGGACCCCCACCCUGGGGUGGUGACCAAAGGGUUCUGCCCACUGGUUCAGGACGCCGUCUACCGCAUGUCCGACAUGGAGGAGGACGAGGAGGAAGAUCACAUAGGCGUCCUGGAGAAGGGGGCGGCGGAGCGCGGUAAGGAAGAGGACGAGGAGGAGGAAGAGGAAGGCGGGAUCACCUUCAAGGUGCGCUUUUCGUCUACGCCGGAGGAGAGGAAAGACAAGAAGCGUUUGUUGUCACCUCUCCCUGGCACGCCUCUCUCUCCCGCCCUGCCGGCAUCACCCGGGACACCCGCCACUUCCUCCUCGGUCAGAGCAGACCUCUGUCUGACCCCCGCAGCACCCCGACAUGUCACUGACAAAUCCAGCCUAUCAUCUCUGCCCAUUCCAGGAGCCUGCACGACAGUGGUCCAAUCACAAAGUCAAUAUUGCAUCUCCACAACAACAACAACAACAACAACAACAACAACAUCUUCUUCUGUCCAAAAUCCAGGGAAGUGUCAGAGCUCCACCUUCUCCACCUACACCUUCACGACCUGCAGCAUCCUGCACCCCAGCGACAUCACACAUGUCACCUCAAGUUGUCAGUCGUCCCUCAUGGCCAACACACCCAGCUCCAUGAGGACAGGUCCUAGCACCCCUUUGACUCCUUGCAGACUGAGUCUGGGUGACUCCUUCCCCCCUCGACGCCCCCCUGUGCCCACCAGAGGGCUGGCCAAGCUGGUUCUUGAGAGGGGCAUUUCCGCACAAGUCUCAACUGACACCCCACCUCCGUCCCCGAAACCCGCACCCCGGCAGCCCCUCUUCUGCCUCCUCCCGAGCACACCCCCUAACUCCCCCUCCCACUCACCCGCUCCCUCCCCGGUGCCCCCGGUGCCCCCGGAGUCCCGCCACUACCCCGCUGACAAUUUCCUCGCCUCGCGGCCGGCGGAGCUCUUUCUCCAGGACGUUUACGGGUUGAAUCUGGGCCGCGCCCCACAUCCUGACCUACCAAGCCCUUCCCAGGGACAUCCAACCCUUGUCCUGUCCCCUAAAUCAGGCCGAGCCAGGCCCGACCUCGGCCUGGUGGAGAGGCUACGGCGGUUGGGAUUCACCAAGGUGCUCCAGGGUGCGGCGUCAGAGGCGUCGGCACCACACCAGGAUUCUGCUACUUUUGUGUCAGCAAGUGGAGGAAGCCUUUUGGACGGCCUUAGGCGCAACCAGAGCCUCCCGGCCAUGAUCGGUGCCCGAGCGGGAAAGUCAGCCGGUAAACCGACACCUCGUCCUCACCCCACCUCACUUGCCCUCCCCCCAACACCCUGGGGAAACCCCAAAGAACGACGCCGGCAUCUUGCCUCUGUCUCCCAUGUCCCGUCAACGUCAACCAAACGCUGAGGGGGAAAAGGUGGAUGGACCUCUCCAGAACAUGAACCCCUCCAUCCUCUUCUUCCUCCCCUCAUCUCUCCUCCUCUCUGCCUUUGGAGAGAGGAGUCAGGGACAGUCCCUCCUUUUUAUGACUUAAUUUUAAAGCACAAUUUGAAUUAAAACUGACUGUUUUUAGCUAUACCGCAGUGUCUAUGUGUGUAGAUGUUUGCCAUGAUGCUAGUUACGGGGCCUUAGCUCGCCUCCGACUGGGCUCUUCAGCUCUGGAUACCUUCUCAGUCAUUAAUUAGGUUCUGUAGUUUUCCCGCGAGGCUCUGGAUGUUCAGGUAGAGGAGGGAAGGAAAGGUAACAUGUAAGUGGUCGAAGGUUUGUGGAUGUGGAUUAGAAAAGAAUGAGUUAAGUUAAAGGUAGAAAAAGGAAAGGGGAAGGUGGUCUUUAUUCAUGUCAGAAGGGAAAGUAAGUGAAAAGUGGCUGAGCAUCCAGUCUUGCUAUUCCAAGGGCUUGUUCUGUAGUGGGUCGGAAUAAAUUAGUCUGUAAUAAAAUAGUAACCAUGCCCAAAUACAGUGAAUGGUUUAAGGUCAACUCCAAAUAAAAAGAGAAGGGACUCAA